ACUCUGUAUGGGUCAACAUUCUUCAGUGCUUCCAGAUCCACGUAUGCUAACCUCAUUGAGUAACUAUCAUAGCUCUCGCGAAGAUGCCCGCAUCUUUCGCGGCUGGUUCUUGUUACCGGCUGCCAUGAAAUGAUCUCACUAGUUUGACUAUUUGAAUGCCUAACAUCAAAACUGUCGAUACGUUUCUCUGCAUCUUUCCCCGACCAACUGCUUCUUUCUUCGUUUUCAUAAGCACAAACACGAGCCUAGAAUUACUGAAUCGGCGUGGAGUUGAGAUGAAUUCACCAAAUCGGUCUUGGUUUUCAGAAUUCCGUUCUCUCCUUCAUCAUGUAGAAGACGGAGUUUUUCGCAAGGAUAGCAGUUCGCCUGCGAGUCAAUGGGUGAUAUCUGCUAAACUAUGGGGUUACGAAACAGCAAUAUUCCUUCUACCGAGCUUUCUUCAACCAAGGGUCUCUCAGGAAGACAACCACGAAAAGCCCCAAGAAGGUCAUAGAAACCGGUCUACAUCCUCUUUAGAUGGCCUACGUGGCUACGCUGCAUUCGCAGUGAUGAAUUUUCAUAUUUUAUAUGCCUAUCAGUCUUUUGUUUUCUACGGAUACGGCUUGUCCCCUCAUGAUGCUGCAUAUUGCGAGAGAGAGGGCGAUUCGCAAAAUCACCAUGACCGUUGGUUCCACCAACUCCCCGUCAUACGCUUAGUGUAUAACGGAACGUGGGCAAUAUCGGCCUUCUUUGUUAUCUCGGGCUUCGCCUUGUCGUACAAGUCUCUCAAAGUCAGUCGUGACAGCACCUCUAGUCUCACCAAGGCAGCUACCGCGACAACCUCGAGUCUUUUCCGCCGCCCAUUUCGCCUCCUCUUGCCACCUCUCUUUGCCUCUUUAGUAACGGCACUUCUCAUUUCGCUCGGGGCUUAUGAGCAUGGGCGACGGAUCUCAACAGACCCUUCCUGGGUACCCAUAAUUGAAGAGGAACACCGCGCACGCCAGUCCUCGAUUGGCGCACAGAUUUAUGAUUGGGCAGGCCAGUCCUGGAAGAUGUUCAAUAUUUUUUGGUGGGGAGAUCUCCGGAACCAUUACGACGAACAUCUCUGGACAAUCCCUACAGAGUUGCGAUGCUCUCUUGCCAUAUUCCUUGUCACCCCCUUAUAUACACGUAUGCGACGUUUACCGCGGCGUCUUGUCAUGAUCGUGUUGAUACUCUAUGUGUACUCCCUAGACCGGUGGGAUGUAUCCUUAUUCUAUUCCGGCUUGCUUAUUGCAGACACCGCAUUGGAUCGGGAGUUCUCUGAGAACGGGGAUGGUGAUACUUCCGACGUUGCACUAGGGUCACUCAAUCGUUCUACUAACAGGAAUGGUGUUUCCUGGCAGCUGUCUGGCAAGUUUUUCACUGCUGGAAAGCUUAUCAUCCUCUAUUUCAGUCUUCAUCUUCUCAGCGCGCCUGAUUUCUGUAUCGACUAUACGCCAGGCUAUAGCGUAUUUGGCAAUCUCAUCCCGGCUUCAGACCCCGCACCGUUUCGCUUUUGGCCUAACAUCGGAGGGAUAAUUCUCGUAUACCUCAUUGCACAUACAUUACCUUCGAACUUGUUAAUCCAGUGGCUUCUGAAUUCCUCUAUACCUCAGUAUCUUGGAAGAAUUAGUUACAGUCUAUAUAUCAUUCACGGCCCCAUGAUCCAUACAGCAGGAUAUGCUUUAUUCCCUCAGCUCUGGACUAUAACUGGGAGAGAAGAGACGUGGAGAUACGUUUUAGGAUUUGCAACGGCAUACAUAGUCUUCAUUGCUCUGAUUGUAUGGCUUGCUGAUGUUUUCUGCCGGGCCAUCGACGAGCCAUGCGUUCGAUUGGCUAGACGAAUAGAGCUCGCAGUGCUUAUAUAGGCAUACUGACUAGGAAUAAGUCGAGCUUGACAUAUCAAUUUAGUACUAGCUGUAUGAGAAAUAUGAAGUUUUCGGAAUUCUGGCACACUCAGUGGAAAAUUUAUCCUACCAUUAGACUUGCACGUCUAACGACGUUGUUUUGAUAAAGUGCGACAAAUGCAAAUAGA
Xylaria bambusicola is the source of this 2035-nucleotide messenger RNA. RefSeq names its product acyltransferase family-domain-containing protein. The record is from RefSeq and is a predicted model, not a curated record. The transcript has a single exon. Gene Ontology annotation, cellular component: membrane. The coding region runs from base 156 to 1868 and encodes 570 amino acids. Lineage: Eukaryota; Fungi; Ascomycota; Sordariomycetes; Xylariales; Xylariaceae. Gene Ontology annotation, molecular function: acyltransferase activity, transferring groups other than amino-acyl groups. Gene Ontology annotation, biological process: polysaccharide biosynthetic process.